This is a messenger RNA of Chionomys nivalis (European snow vole), 4925 nucleotides long. It is a transcript of the gene Foxn2, whose product is annotated as forkhead box N2. Lineage: Eukaryota; Metazoa; Chordata; Mammalia; Rodentia; Cricetidae. The transcript is spliced from 6 exons. Gene Ontology annotation, cellular component: nucleus. Bases 178 to 1452 code for a protein of 424 amino acids. Gene Ontology annotation, biological process: regulation of DNA-templated transcription. Gene Ontology annotation, molecular function: DNA-binding transcription factor activity; cis-regulatory region sequence-specific DNA binding. The record is from RefSeq and is a predicted model, not a curated record.
UGUGGUGCUGCGGCGGCCGCCACCGCAGCUGCCGCUGCCUGCUCGCGGCUGGGUGUCCCGGAGGCGGCUCCUGGGAGCCGCGGGAGCAGCUGCGGUGCUCUGCCAUAUUGUGUCUGGUCCGGCCCGACCCCCGCCUCCCUUUUCGCAGCGGCUUGAGCUGACGAACUAUAUGAGUAAAUGGGUCCAGUAAUUGGAAUGACUCCAGAUAAGAGAGCUGAGACGCCAGGAGCCGAGAAGUUUGCAGGACUAAGUCAGAUUUAUAAAAUGGGAAGCUUGCCUGAGGUUGGGGAUGCUGCAAGACCAAAGGCCACUCUAGUGGGCACUGACUCAGCAGAUGACGAACUCACAAACUUGAACUGGCUUCAUGAAAAUAGUAAUCUUCUAACAAACUUCAGACUUGGAAGUGAAGGUUUUCCAAUGGUUAGUCCGUUGUAUGACAUAGAGGGAGAUGAUGUGCCGGCCUUUGGACCGUCCUGCUACCAGAACCCAGAGAAAAAGUCAGCAACUUCAAAGCCCCCGUACUCCUUUAGUCUUCUCAUUUAUAUGGCUAUUGAACACUCUCCAAAUAAAUGUUUGCCAGUCAAAGAAAUUUAUAGCUGGAUUCUGGACCGUUUCCCAUACUUUGCCACCGCACCCACAGGCUGGAAGAAUUCUGUUCGACAUAAUCUAUCCCUGAAUAAAUGUUUUCAGAAAGUGGAAAGGAGCCAUGGCAAGGUUAAUGGAAAAGGUUCCUUAUGGUGUGUUGAUCCAGAAUAUAAGCCCAAUCUUAUACAGGCCUUGAAGAAGCAACCUUUUUCCUCUCCACAGAGUGGUUCUUUAUCACCUCACUACUUGAGCUCUGUUCUCAAGCAAAGUCAAGUGCAAACUCUUAAAGAAUCUGAUAUUGAUGCUGCCACUGCCAUGAUACUUUUAAAUACUUCAAUAGAACAAGAGAUUUUAGAAUGUGAGAAGCCGUCACUGCAGAAGAAGAGGGGUUACAGCAGUGCAUUCAGUGCCCCAGGCGCUGUGCGGCUGCAGGAGAGCCAUCCUCCAGCCGCCAGCAUCGACCCGAAAGCAGACCACAAUUACAGUGCCAGUAGCAUGGCAGCUCAGCGCUGCGCAUCCAGGGCGAGCGUGUCUUCCCUGUCUUCUGUGGAUGAGGUGUAUGAAUUCAUACCGAAGAGUAGCCAUGUGGGAAGUGAUGGCAGCGAGGGCUUCCACAGUGACGAGGACACGGAUGCUGAUGAUGAGGACGAUCGUCUGGGAGACAGCGGCUAUGCACCACAAGCUCAUGAAGACAGUGCUCCCGAAGGACAGCCAGGCAAAAAGAAGAGGAAACAGUCGUGUCAAGAAAUUGAUGACGAACUCAAAGAAGCAGCGGGGUCGCUGCUCCACCUUGCUGGAAUCCGAACCUGCCUUGGUUCCCUCAUAAGUACUGCGAAGGCACAGAGUCAGAAACACCGGAAGAAGUAGGGAUACUUACUAAAGUGUGGCAAUACUCUUCUACUUAACUCUUCACAAGGGAUAUCAGAGCCAUAGCGGACUUCUUAGCUUGAGGGUAGGGGAGGAGUGCCACUUGUUUCUUUCUAAAUAUUUUUUGGUUGCUUUUCAUUUUUUGUUUUGUUCAAUUAAACAGUUGCUCUUAGGAUCAUGACUAAUUGUAAAUCUGAUAUAAGAGUCCCCAAAACAAUUUCUGUGAAUAACUGUCUCCCAGAUUUGGAAAAUUUUGUAUAAGAAAAUUCUCAGCCUCUGUCUUAAACUUGUAGGGGGAAAAAAUCAAUCUCUUUUGUUGAUUGGUCAAAUACAAGAAUUGGUAGCUCAGUAUUUUCACUUUUGUUCCCAUUCUGUAGUCAACUGUAGUUACUCAUGUAGCUAAGCACAGGCUGGCAUCUUUCUCACGUGCUCCUCUCCUGACAUCUUCUGUCUUAUUCUUGUUUUAAGUUAUUCUUUGUUGCAGCAUGAGCAUGACCAAACAUAAAUGGAAACGAUCCUAGAUGCCUAGAAGGUUCUCUGGUUUGUAGGGGUGUGGCUCAUCUCCAGAUGGGAAUUCCUAUUGCAAUAUCUUUGAAAUGUUCUUACCUCACAGUUAAUGCACAGCAUCCCUGGGGCCUUUACCCUUUCCCAGAGUACUUUGCAAGUGUUGUUUGAGUUUUAGCUACUAACUGUCUUUGUUAAGUAAAAAUUGUCCAGUGAGAGGAUACAGUCGGAGUGUGUCAUGGGAUAACAUACACCUUUACACACUUUAAAAGAGAAUCUUGCAUUUGUUUUCUAAACAUAGUGUGAUAAUAUAUUGGGAAGACAUGUUGUAACAUCUUAAGUAAAAGUAGGUCAUUGAGGACAGAACUUUUCAAGCUUUGUAUAAAUUAAAAUUAUAUGUGUAAUGAAUAGACUUAAAACAUUUGAUAGGAAACUGUAGAGAUAAACAUCUUCAGGGAUUUCAAAAUAGGUAUAAAAAUUAGAUCUUAUACAGAACUUUUUAAGAGGCAAUGUAAUACCUCUAUGUGCCAUUAAUCCAUGAUAAAAUAUUUUAUAUUACUAUUCCAAACGGCAUUGGCCAAGAAAUUUUACGUAUUUCAACAAAACUGCCUAUAUGAGACAGUUUUCAUAUCACAGUUUGAUUGUAGUAUUCAGAACAGGGAUACUAAUACUGUAACUCACAAAUAUAUUUUUUUACAGUGGUGGGAGAAACUUUGACUGUAUCCCAGGCAGUAACCUUCUUUGCAUUUUUCUAAUUUAUAUGCAUAGAUACACUUGCUGUAUGCACACAUAUACAGGCUCAGGUUAGUUUCCUGCUUUGAAAUGUUUUUAUGACUACAAAGCAUUUCUUGGAAUUUUUUUAAAGACAAAUAUUUCAUUUUUACUUAUAAAUUUUAUUUGGGCAAAACUGUCAAAUGAGAAGAAAAACUAAAGCAUGUUUCUUAACUGACCAUGCUUGCAGCUUUAACAGCAUUAAUACACUCUUGUUUCCAUGUUAGUUAUAAUUAAAUAUGGAUAGCUGUAUUAAUGGAAUGGGUGCUACUAAAAUAUUGACAUUUUUCUUUUAUUGAUAAUGCAGGAUGAGGAAUUUUAAAUCUUCCUAACUCAUUAGUGUUAUUUCUCCAAAAACCAGCUAAGUGAAGAUAGUCUUUUACUGCAGACAGUGAAUACAGUACCAACUGAAAGUAUGCUUUGCCAUGGUGUCAGUCAUAAAGCGGCUACAAAGCUCAGUUGAGUAGCACAGUAUUUUGAAGUGAAUCCCCAUGGCCUUCUGGACGGGGCUCACAGUGCCCAGGAUCUGCUCUGAAAUUCUCUACAAGUGUUUCUCCAAGUUCCUGUCUGUUAGCUCUUCUGCAAAUAGAGGAAAUGACCUCAAGUAGGAGAGAAUUGCUCUUUGCUCGAAAAGACCUCUUCAAAAUGCCUGUUAGGCAGUAGCUGAAAUUCUUUUCUUUGCCUCUUCAGCGGACUCUUAUUUAAAGCUGUAGCCAUUAGCAAAGAUGAUAACUGCACCAACAGCAGCGUUCCCUAACAGUUUGCACUUAGUUCUCGUGUGGAAUUCAGUGUCUCAUUCUCCAUGUGCUGUUGUGUCCGGGCAUCCAUCUCAAGGGGAGAGCCUUCUUCAUUCUGGCCCCUUGUGAUGUUCUCGGGGAUCGCGCUCCUGCUUGGAGACAGCUGGAAGCUUCCAUUUAAGGAAGUCAUUCCAAACCUCAUGGACUGGAAAUUCCCACAGUUAACACACUUCAUGUAAUAAACAUAACCUAGAAACCAGGGACAACAUCCACAUUGUUAAACUUGUUUUAGCUAAGGUAUACUUUGUCUUAUAUCAGAAUAAGAAUUUUGUUGCAACCACUUCAGUUUUAAUGAAUCCCUAGUAAAAGCUGUGUCUUGGCACUGUUAUCUUUAUUUUCCACAUUGCCAAGAGAAUUGGUGUUUCUUGAAUACAUCUUUGAAAUUUGUUUGUGCAAUAUAUUAUACUAAAUUAGUUGAUCUUUUGCUUUUUAAUUCAGAAUGAAAACGUUGCCUAGAUCAGUAGAAAAGCAAGGGGUGCGGCACCCCUUUCCACCUGGGACCCUUGCCUGUUCUUGGAGCCAGCAUGACUUAUUAGAUUCCUUUGUAUAUUGUAGAGUUGAGCAUCUCUAUUUUUUUCCACUGUUUGAGGCAUUUGUAAAGGGUUCCUACUAGAUGGUCAGUUAAUACACACAUGUUAGCCAGUUCAAAGCCAGAGCAAGUGUUAAGGCAAUGUCUGUAUGUUUGUAGACUGGGAGGCCUUUUAUAGCAACUCGGGCUGCAGGUGGGAGUGCUCCCCAAAGCCUCCAAACUGUUACCCAAAAUAGAAGACUACUUAACACCCUUCAAAAACCAUAGCAUUUUCUAAAGCAACUUCUGAGGCUUUCUAGUUUACAUAUGUGUCAUAGGGUUUUUUUCUUUCUUACUUUGAAAUGUGUAAGUUUUGAUUAAAGUUUACUCCAAUGUGUUAAUGAUGUAGUCAAAUAUUUAUUGAAAGACACAAUAGAGUAUUUUAAUGUUAUACCUGCCAUUUUUCAAGAAUAUUCUUUGCAUCUAACUGCCAGUGCCAUUGUCAAACUUGUUUUCAAAAUUGUACUUUUUUUAUUAAACAAAGUGCUUAAUUUUAAAGUAUUAUGUUGCCAUCAUAUAGUGUAUAAAAUGUAUAAUUGCCAAUUCAUUGUAACUUAUUUAUUUUUAAACAAAAUAUAAGAAUACUUUUUGAGUAAAGAAAUUUGUUAUUAAAUUGUUUCCUUGUUUCUGAUGUAGCAUAAAAACUUCUGAAUUUAACUGCCGAUAGACGACCAGCCACAAGUGAACCUCUUCUCUGUUGCCAGUCUUUGCUCAGAGUAAAAUAACUUACAAAUGUUUAGUUUUUGUAUCUAAUCUCUGACUCUUAAAAUGUUUAUAAAGUUUAUUUUUACCAAAGAGAUGCAAUUCAUUAUGAUAAAGUUGCAGAGUAAAUG